ACACAUACACAGCUCUAAGGGCUGACUGCAUCUGCUGCAUCCCUCACAUCAGCUGGAGCAAAACAGCUAGGACCAGAAGUGCAUAAGAACUUUCUCCCUCAAACAGCGCGUGAUCCAAAAUACUAUAUAGCAAAUCCCCUUAGAGCUCUAAUGGCCAGCAAUAACACAGCCAGUAUAGCUCAAGCCAGAAAGCUGGUGGAACAGCUAAAAAUGGAAGCCAACAUUGACAGAAUAAAGGUAUCGAAAGCGGCAGCUGACUUGAUGGCUUACUGUGAAGCCCACGCCAAGGAAGACCCACUUCUCUCCCCAGUGCCUGCAUCAGAAAACCCAUUUAGAGAGAAGAAGUUUUUCUGUGCCAUCCUGUAAAACGGAAGCUACCUAUUGUGCGAUCAGGCUCCCUGAAAACUGAUGUCGAAUUUUGAAUAUCAAUGGACCCAUGCAGUCUGCAGAUUUAUUAGAGAAAUGUAUUUAUAAAGAUAAGGCUUGGAGCUGCAGUUGCAAACAUGUCCAAAGAAAUGUGUCACCCUUAUAGAGGUUAAAGAAUAUGAAAUCCACCAUGAUAAUACAUACUAGAGAAGGGAGAUCUUGUACAGGAAAAUCUCUUUUUUAAGUUUUUAAAACUGUUUUCCUUUUUUUGUUUUGUUAUUGUUUUCGAGACAAAGCAAAUAUUUAAUAAUUUGGGGCAUAAUAUUUAAUUUAAAUGAAAUUGUAACUUCUAGCUGCAGGAUAUGUUUGCCAUGGUGUUCUUAUGUCAUAUUUGGAUAUUGUGCAUUGUUGCAUUAGGGUAGCACAACAAUAAUCUUCACAGCAGGAAAGUGUAGAACUAUAACCAACUCUCACAGUGUCUAUUAGGGAGCUAGCCAGAACUCACAACCAGUUUACUCUGCUAAGGCUAUUUGUUUUCUAGGAAUGAAUUCUAACAUUUUUAAUUGUGUUUUUUGAGUCCACGGAAAGGAACGUUCUAUGCUGUACUUUUGAUACCUAUUUUUGUGAUUCUUUAGAAGGCAAUGUGUGUGCAUGAAAAAAAA
Xenopus laevis (African clawed frog) is the source of this 1028-nucleotide messenger RNA. It is a transcript of the gene gng2.L, whose product is annotated as guanine nucleotide binding protein (G protein), gamma 2 L homeolog. The record is from RefSeq and is marked provisional. Gene Ontology annotation, molecular function: G-protein beta-subunit binding. Gene Ontology annotation, cellular component: plasma membrane; heterotrimeric G-protein complex. NCBI's taxonomy places the organism in Eukaryota, Metazoa, Chordata, Amphibia, Anura, Pipidae. Gene Ontology annotation, biological process: G protein-coupled receptor signaling pathway.